UCUUCUUCGCGGGUUUCGUUUCUGCUGUACGAAGUAGGCCGUCGUUGGCCCGCCCGUUGCUCCUUGUGAAGUUGUGCUCGAGGGAUCCCAUCCCCGGCGCCGAGUAUCAAAGAGUCCGGCUGGCGCGGCGCACGUCAUUGCCUCCAUCGCGGCCUGCCUCAUCGCCCCAGGGGGGAGGGGGGCGACCAUUUGAUGCCUUACGGGGCCGUAUGUUGCAGCUCGUCUAGUUUUCUUCCCAAAAACUUUGGAGAUACAAAGUCUGUACCAUCCGACAAACUAUCAUUGCUCCACGCACACGUAACGGCCUCUAGAUCUUGGACGGGAGGGACGGGAAAACGGAGUUUCACUUACACUAGAGAGAGGGGGGGGGGGGUGCGCAACGGCGUCACGAAAGGCCUGUCUGUGAUGGAGCUGCGAUGGGGCGAGACAGAAUCGGACCCGAGUCGUGACUUUUGUUCCUCAGCCGGGACGGCUCCUGGGACGAGCGGUUGGUUGGUCCAGCUCCAAUGUGCGAAAGGCGAGAUGGGGAGAUUGCGAGGCGGCUGUCACCGUCGAUAGACUGCAAGCCACCUGUCGAGCUGUUCCCGACACGACCGAUGCGCUAUCGCAGCAAUCUGGCCAGGUACCGUACCGUCCAUGGCGCCACAGGCGCGACAUGUGGAGGGUUUGACGUUUGUUGGUCGGACAGAGACGGGGACGGUGUCGCCGGACGAGGAAUUGCCGGUGGUGAUGGCGUCGACAGGGCUGUAUCGUUGCCGCUGCCGGUGUGCUUGAGCACCAACAAGAAAUGGGGUUGUGCGUUUUCUUUGUACAAGGUAGGCAGGUAGGUACGACGCCAGUCGAAAUUGGCCGCUCAUGACCAUCUCUGCGUAACCAC
This is a messenger RNA of Purpureocillium takamizusanense, 877 nucleotides long. RefSeq lists its product as uncharacterized. The coding region runs from base 193 to 558 and encodes 121 amino acids. The record is from RefSeq and is a predicted model, not a curated record. The transcript has 2 exons. NCBI's taxonomy places the organism in Eukaryota, Fungi, Ascomycota, Sordariomycetes, Hypocreales, Ophiocordycipitaceae.